Suillus subalutaceus is the source of this 1593-nucleotide messenger RNA. Its product is annotated as FAD binding domain-containing protein. The transcript is spliced from 12 exons. Lineage: Eukaryota; Fungi; Basidiomycota; Agaricomycetes; Boletales; Suillaceae. Gene Ontology annotation, molecular function: FAD binding. The coding region runs from base 1 to 1593 and encodes 530 amino acids. The record is from RefSeq and is a predicted model, not a curated record.
AUGAAUUCUGUCCAUCCUCCCGUGUUAAUAGUAGGCGCUGGGCCGGUGGGUCUGGUAGCAGCGUUGACGCUCCUCCAAAAUGAUAUCUCAGUUCGUAUCAUCGAUAAAGACCCCCACCAUCGCAUCGGACAGCGUGGUGCUGGAAUAUGGCCGCGCCCCCUCGAACUCUACAACUUCCUGGACGUUUCAGAAGUUAAUGGUCUGGGAAAACCAGCCCCUCCCACCUGUUCAUACAAGUCCGGCACGCUGGAACCUUUGAAAGACCCAUUGGCCCCGCAAAUGGAACCUACCCCAGCAAUACCAUUCCACAGCCUCAAAUUGAUGGGUCAACAGCUCCUAGAUGUGAUUCUGCGACGCCAUCUAGAGAAGUUCUCUUGUUCUGUCGAGAUGGGCACCGAACUGCGCUCGUUCGAACAGUCCGAUGAGGGCAUCACCGCUAUUUUAGCAAAGAACGGCAUAUCAGAGAUUGUUGAUACCAAAUGGAUCAUCGGCGCUGAUGGUGCUAAAAGCGUCGUGCGCAAGCAACUUGGGCUCACAUUUUUGGGCUCGACUAGAGAUGAUAUCCGAGUUGUGACCGGGGAUAUCCAUUUGAAGGGCGUUGGCCUCGAUAGAGUGCAUUCGCACGGGUUUGGAAACUUUAACGAGCGAGGCCUCUCAUUGCGUCCAACAGACGAAGUUGGCGAAGACGGCUGGCAAUUUUUCCUCUACGGCAACGAACUAGAUCUGACGAAGAUCGCUGAGAGCGAAGAGCUUGUUUUCGAGACCAUCGCGUCGUUAAUACCAACGGAGAUUACGUUCACCAAGGUAGUUUGGAUGAGCGACUUCCGGGCCAAUAUCCGGAUGGUGAAUAAGUUUAGCGAAGGUCGAGUCUUCGUUGCGGGCGGUAACGUCCACAGCCCAACUGGUGGUCAGGGACUCAAUUCGGGCGUACAAGAUGCAUUCAAUCUAGCAUGGAAACUUGCGCUCGUUCAGAAAGGGCUCGCCGACAAAUCUCUUCUCGAGACAUACAGCGCCGAGCGUCUGCCUGUGAUCUCCGAGAUGCUCGGGGUGACCACCUCGAUUCUCGACAAGACAAUAUCGUCUGGAGACCCCUCAGUCGGACGAAGUCCCAUCCUUCACAUGCUCGGCAUCAACUGUCGAUUCAGCACCAUCGUACUCGAUGAAUUUGUGACUUCAGUCGAGGGGAGGCCUAUCAACGCAUACGGAAUGCUUGACGAGGGACAUCUGGAAGCUGGGGACAGGGCGCCCGAUGCGCCCAACAUGUUGCAGGUGGGGCGCGCAGAGCCUGAUAAGAUAACGCUUUUUGGUUUGUACAGACCCUGGUACCACACAGUGCUCGUAUUUGCGCCGGGCAUACGACAAAAUAUCGUGCGAUCGGCAGUCGUUCUUCCAUCAUCAGCAUCAGUGACGCUUGUCGCAUCUCCUGCUGACCUCGUUCUUGUUGAUCGGGAGGGCUAUGCUUAUUCGGCUUACCUCGUGGAAGCUGACCAGACGAAGGUGUUUGUGAUUCGGCCGGAUGGAGUGGUUGGGGCGAUCGUUCAUGGUGCAGAAGGCGUAAAGAAGUAUUUCUCGAAAAUAUUUUUGGAUGCGUAG